This is a messenger RNA of Colletotrichum gloeosporioides, 2073 nucleotides long. RefSeq lists its product as uncharacterized. The transcript is spliced from 3 exons. The record is from RefSeq and is a predicted model, not a curated record. Lineage: Eukaryota; Fungi; Ascomycota; Sordariomycetes; Glomerellales; Glomerellaceae. The coding region runs from base 1 to 2073 and encodes 690 amino acids.
AUGCUUUGCGACGUGUGCAAGGAGGGUGUCGAAGGGAUAUGGGAUCCCGGCCGCACCAAGCGUGUGGGAAUGCUCAAUGAAUUGGAAGCACAAUGGGGGGGCGACUACGAUGAGCCAAGAGAUGGUUUCGCAAAGUAUUGGUCAUCUCUCUCGGAAGACAGUGAUGAUUUUGCCGACCUUGAACCCUCUGAAUGCUUAUUCAUUCAUCAUAAGACUGCGACCUCUUUCAUGGCCUCGAUGCAUGAUGGGUGUGCCAUAUGCAACCAUUUCUAUAGGUGGAGUCAUAUCGACAUACCGAGCUCGCUUCAAGAAGAUGAAGAAGAUUCCAGGUGCUAUUUCUCAGUCUUCAGUAUGGAUAUAGAUUGGGAAUACCAUUUCUUCUCGAUACAAAUUUUAGCCAAGACGUAUCGAUGUAUGGAUUUCUUGAUUAAAGCUUAUACCUUGAAUAAUCAGAAAACUGACAAUCUAUACGAAGAUAUCAACGAAGAUCGGAACAUAAAUUUUGAGUGUGAAGCAUCAACCAACAGCGCUAGUACAUGGUCUAUCAUCGGUGAUUGGAUGGAAACAUGCACCGAGUCUCACCAAGCAUGUCGGCAGCCAGACUUAGCGACAUCUUAUCGACCUACUCGUCUAUUGCAAAUGAAUGAGUCGAGCUCAUUCCGGUUGGUACAAGGCUCCGAAUGCCCUGCAGCUAUACAGUACGCAGCACUUAGCUACUGCUGGGGUUCAAAGCCUGCACACAGCCUUCUACGAUUACUUCGAUCAACUAUGAGUGGUUUGAGAGAAUGGCAGCCAUUUGAUGGGUUGCCAAAGACAUUCAGAGAUGCUAUGAUCAUAGCCCAACGACUUGGCAUUCACUACCUGUGGAUAGACCGUCUCUGCAUUUUUCAGGACUCAGCUGAGGAUUGGCGUCACGAGGCCUCCACUAUGCAAGACGUGUAUCGAAAUGCGUAUAUUGGUAUCGGAGCUCUUGGUGCGAAAGACGACGAGGGUGGAUGUUUCUUUGAGCGAGACCCGGCAAAAGCAGGGCCGACUGUCUUCAGCUUCAAGAUGGAGCCAGACGGCGAAAUGAUGGACUUUAUGUGUGAGCGAGAGAAACUUUGGUCGUGGAGAUACACAUUCCAGCACGAACCCCUGUGUCAACGGUCAUGGGUUGUGCAGGAGAGGCUUCUGGCACCCCGUACCCUAUAUUUUGGGUCGAAGCAGGUGUUCUGGGAGUGCCGCGCAAGAACCUGUUGUGAGAUGCACCCGGAGGGAAUGGACUCCUGUGAAGGUGAUCCUAAGGAAACGCCAACAGAGAAGCCGUGGAAGCAACUGCUGGCCGCAGAACGCGAUAACAAUAGACCGUCCCAUCGGCACCAGUUAUUUUUCGAAUGGGAUGUAGUAGUCGAACACUACGCAAACCUACAACUCACCAGGGCUAGCGACAAACUUGUUGCAUUGUCUGGGCUGGCAAACGACAUGCAGAAGAGGCUUAACGAGUGGCAGCCGGGACUACAUCGCUAUCUAGCUGGUCUUUGGGAGGACGAAUCGAUACGUCAACUGACUUGGUUCGUAGGAGGCUCGGCCAAGAGAGCCAGCCAGUACAGAGCACCAUCGUGGUCUUGGGCAUGUCUUGACGGGAAAGUAAGACCGGGUACGAUGUUAACGAAGGUCGGUGAAUGUGUCGAACUCGCCUCAAUGAUUUCGGCAGAAAUGGAAUAUCCCAGUAAGGAGGAGACUGGCGAAGUCAAGAGUGGCAUUUUGACUAUAGAAGGACCAUGCAUGUGGGCAAAACUGCAACCCGGUGCCAAGACGGGUCCCAAUUCGGCUAUGGUAUCUCCUUUACCAGGACUCAAAGGUCACGUUUGGUUUGACACCUUGAAUGACGUGACUGGAGAGGCUUUCCUACUCUGGACAUAUUAUGAUACCGGACUCUAUAAUGACGCUGAUGGAGCAGAUAUGAGGGGUCUUAUACUUGAAUUGACAGAAAACGACAGAUAUCGGAGACUAGGGUCCAUAAGAGCCAGCGGCCAUGAGGAAGACAUAGAGUUUAUCGAGGCGCUGCCGCAGACACGAGUCAGAAUUAUUUGA